UCUUGUUCAAAUGUUCUUCUUCUCGAUGUCUCCUUCUCGUCUGUUUUUCCCUUUUUGUUUGCCAGCUUGAAGACACAUCUAUUGUGAGACUUACUUGUGACGCGAUGUAAUCUGUGAAAACAUUGUGAUUUCUGCCGCUCAAAGUCAGAUAAUCAAAGAUCAAAACGAGAGAAAGAUCAUCGGAAACUGCUCUAACUAUCUAACCUCUGCUUACAUAUGCAGCAUCUUUUGGCCAAGUUUGAGUAUUCUUUGAUCAGACCGUUCAACGAUGUUAUGGAACGCCUCUCUGGCAUAGGCCUGACCACCGAUCUGUAUCUAUGAACACUGUCUACUAGGAUAUUUUCGUUUCUUAUUUUAUCACUUACCAAUACCAUCAAAAACAGGAAUCUCGAUCACGCCUGGAGCUCAUAAUCUUCCCAGACCUUCAAGAGUAUAGGACUAAUUUUCCUGUGGAAACUAUAUUGGAAUUUUCCUUGGUGAAUCUCCUCUCUUCCUUUGAUUUGAUGUCAUGGCUGGGGCAAAGAACAAGCCAACCGGCCCCAGCAACUUUCUUUUGUGGUUACUCCAUCGCAUGUACACGGUAAGGAUCACCAUACUAUGGGUCAUGACCGUGCUUCUGGUGUGUGUGUUCCUGAUCUGGGGCUACGUGGAUCAGUUCUGUGAGCAUUGUGUGGAGCUGGAUAACCAGAAGCAAAUGGCAGGAGGAGAUGGGAGGAUCCAGCAACGGGAUCAGUGGCCGACAGCCAGCAGCAACUCAUGUAUGACAGUGAAUUUUGCCGAGGAGGGCAGUCAAUCGCUUGUAGCAUUGGCCAGUUAUCCAGGCUCGGGCAACACCUGGCUGAGGCAUCUAUUGGAACACUCUACCGGCAUUUAUACAGGCAGUGUCUACAUUGACAGGAGACUCAAAGAGGGCGGUUUCCGCGGAGAGAGUGUCAACUUUAUGAAGAAGAGUGUCCUUGGUGUGAAGAUGCACCGAUGCAGUAAGAAUGAGCUGGGAAAGUUUGAGGCACUUAUCCUUCUUGUCAGGAACCCGUAUCAUGCGAUGAUUUCAGAAUGGCAUAGAUACCACUCCACUGGACAUGUGAACAAAGUUGAUGAAGAUACAUUCCACACGAAAGAAUGGGAGGACUUUGUCGAAGAGGAAAGUAGCCAUUGGGAAAGAAUGAUGCGCAACUGCUUAAAGGACUCUCUUAAAACCAAGGUCGUGUUCUACGAAAACCUUCAAACGAACCUAGAACUUGAGCUCGCAAAUCUUCAUCUAUUCCUCAGGGUACCUAUCGAUAUUGAAAGGUUAAAGUGCGUGAAGGGCAACUCCGAGGGGAAGUUUCACAGGGGGGCGGAUCAAGAGUUUGACCCCUAUACAGAAGAAAUGGUUGCUAAAAUCAACAAGAGGAUCCUAAGUGCUGCUGUUGCACUCAAGGAGAGGGCAAAUGUUAAAUUUCCGGUGGAUUAUAGGAAAUUACCCGGUUCAUAGCACAGGUUUCUUGAUGUGUAAAGGUGGAUGCAUGUUGAACUGUGGACCGCAAAUUGUAGGUGCUAUCUAAUAUUAUCUACUUUAAGCUUUUGGAUAAUAUGUUUUCUGCUACCAAAUCCAAGAUAUUUCGUUCCUUAACUUAAAAAAAAAAAAAAGAUAUGGGAGCAUGCGGCCUCACCCAGGCAGAUGUUGAAACCCAGAAUGCUUGGAGAAAAGCCAUAAAGGAAAUGGAACGUCAUCCAUCCCACAACUUGAUGACUAUGAUGUCACUGACUUCAUCACAGUUUUCAGUGUACCUGAUGAUUCUGUGAAGUUGACAUAACCUCUAUGGCUUGAAUGAGAA
This is a messenger RNA of Strongylocentrotus purpuratus (purple sea urchin), 1817 nucleotides long. Its product is annotated as WSC domain-containing protein 2. Bases 509 to 1474 code for a protein of 321 amino acids. Gene Ontology annotation, molecular function: sulfotransferase activity. The transcript is spliced from 5 exons. Lineage: Eukaryota; Metazoa; Echinodermata; Echinoidea; Camarodonta; Strongylocentrotidae. The record is from RefSeq and is a predicted model, not a curated record.